AGAGCACUUCCCAAGGAUCUUUCUAGCAUGGGGGUUUCUGCACAAGAGUGUAAGAGGCGUAGCUGGGGGAGGGUGAAAGAACUGAUGUGUUGCAGCAAGGACAGCUGUAGUCCUCUAGACACAAUCAGGAUAUGACAUCAGCUAGGGGGAGGCAAAAAAAAAAAAAAGGAAAGCGGAGUGUAUUUAAUGAAAAGCCCAACAAGGAUUUUGUAAAUGAAAAACUUAAAUGUCUGAGCUCUGAACACACCAGUAAUUUUACAAGAAUUUCAGGAAUUUCUUUUGGACGUUUCUGGAAUAACGUACAGAAGGAGGACAUUUUCCUUGGGUCAUCUUGAAGUCGUGGGUUAGACCAUUGCUGCCUACCACUUUCUCCACAUUGAUGAGAACCAGGAAAGAAAAAAAGUUCAGCUCCCUGUUAAAUAUAUACAUGGAUACUACACUUCACUUUAAAUGUUGCUGAUGUUUGUUCCCUCUGCUGGACAGUUAAGCGAAUAAAAGGAACUUUUAAAACGAUUGAAGAACUGCCUGUUAAAACUCUAUAAUUUAUUUUUCAAAAACUAUAUUAUUUUUUUCUACUUGAAAGUUUUUUUCCUUUGAAAAAUAUAAUUGCCACCCUGGCUAAUCCUAAAUCAGAAUGGCUCUAUGCCUCAAGCAAGUUUUUAACAAAGACAAAACAUUUCGUCCUCGUAAGAAAUUUGAGCCGGGGACACAGCGGUUUGAGCUGUACAAGAAAGCCCAGGCUUCCCUCAAAUCAGGACUAGACUUAAAGACAGUGGUCCAGUUGCCCCCAGGGGAGAACAUCAAUGAUUGGAUUGCAGUGCACCUCGUGGACUUUUUCAACAGGAUAAAUCUCAUUUACGGGACCAUAUCUGAAUUCUGCACUGAAAAGAGCUGCCCCAUUAUGUCUGGUGGUCUGAAGUAUGAAUACCGAUGGCAGGAUGACUAUCGAUUCAAGAGGCCUACCAAGCUUUCAGCACCUCAUUACAUGUGCAUGCUAAUGGACUGGAUUGAGACACUAAUUAAUAAUGAAAACAUCUUUCCCACUAGAAUAGACCUAGUAAACCACGAGUGCCUCAGAGAAAGCUAUGAGUUGCGACCCUCUGCCUUUGACUCCACCGUUACGCCAGGAGAAAGAGGAAGAGACAGAAAUCUCAUUGUGCUGCCCCUGACUGGAAAAACCUCAUAG
Molecule: messenger RNA, 1186 nt
Organism: Notechis scutatus (mainland tiger snake)
Lineage: Eukaryota; Metazoa; Chordata; Lepidosauria; Squamata; Elapidae
Source: RefSeq, a predicted model, not a curated record